Molecule: messenger RNA, 1689 nt
Organism: Pseudozyma flocculosa PF-1
Lineage: Eukaryota; Fungi; Basidiomycota; Ustilaginomycetes; Ustilaginales; Ustilaginaceae
Exons: 3
Coding region: 1-1689 (562 amino acids)
Biological process (GO): transmembrane transport
Cellular component (GO): membrane
Molecular function (GO): transmembrane transporter activity
Source: RefSeq, a predicted model, not a curated record
AUGGCCCCAACGGAGCCAACGACGUCCCCCGGGACGGCCGCCGAGGCUCUGCCUACCCCCGAGCGCCCCCUCGACAGUCAGACCCCCGACGACGUCACCGUCGACGGUGACGACAAGGAGAAGACCGAAUUUGACAUUAACGCAUCAACGGAGCCCCACAUGACUACCGCCAAGCUCAACAAGGCGCUCGGAGACGUCGACACCGAGUCGCCAGAAUACAAAGAGCGCGAGCGCCGCCUGGUCCGAAGAAUCGACAUCCAGCUGAUGUUGAUACUGGUUCUUAUCUACAUUUUGAACUACCUCGACCGCAACAACAUCACGACGGCCAAGGACAACGGCUUCGUCCGGGACCUCAACCUGACGAGCACCGAGUACGCCACGGGCCUGUCGCUGCUCUACGUGGGCUACAUCACGCUCCAGAUCCCCUCCAACAUCCUCAUGACCAAGAUCGGCCGCCCCUCGAUCUACAUCCCCUGCUGCGUCGCCGCCUGGGGCAUCGUCUCGGCGUGCACCGCCGCUUGCAAGACGUUCCACCACCUCAUCGCCGUCCGCAUCAUCCUCGGCAUGGUCGAGGCCUGCUUCUUCCCGGGCGCCCUCCUCCUCCUCUCGUGCUGGUACAAGAAGUCCGAACUCGCAACCCGAUCCGCCAUCCUCUUCAGCGGCUCCAUCCUCUCCAACGCCUUCUCCGGCCUCAUCUCCGCAGGCAUCCUCAACAACAUGGACGGCAAGGCAGGCCUUCCUGCGUGGAAAUGGUUGUUUUUGAUCGAGGGAGCGAUCACGGUUGCCGUUGCGAUUGCAGCGCUCUUCAUUCUCCCAGACUUCCCGCACAACUCGCGCUUCUUGAGCAUGGAGGAUCGCGAAUUUUUGGUGCGCCGGAUGGCGCUCGACGCGGGCGAGUCGGACGUUCCCGGCGAGAGUGGAGGUGCCAUCGACGGUCUGAUCCUCUGCUUCAAGGACGUCAAGGUCUGGGUGCUCGCCUUCAUGCUCACCACGGCCACCAUCGGCCUCGGGUUCAACCAGUACAUGCCGACCCUGACGCGUACCCUCUUUGACGAGAAGGUCAAGUCGCUCCUCAUCACGGUGCCCAUCUGGUUCUUCUCGUUCCUCAUCUGCCUCUUCAACGGCAUCCACUCGGACCGCACUCGCGAGCGCACCUGGCACAUUAUUGUCCCUCUGAGCGUCGGCAUCCUCGGCUUCAUCAUCUCGGCCGCCACGCUCAACACGGGUGCGCGCUUCUUUGCCCUCUUCAUCGAGGCGAGCUCGUACGCCGGCUACACGUGCAUCCUCGGCUGGAUCGCGCCCUCGAUCCCGCGCCCCUCGUACAAGCGCGCCAUCUCGCUGGCCUUCAUCAACGCCUUUUCGCAGCUGGGCAACAUCUCGGCCUCGUAUGUCUGGCCCGCCAAGUGGAAGCCCAGCUUCUGGCAGUCCAACGUCAUCUCCCUCACCAUGUUUGUCGCGUGCAUCAUGCUCGUCGUGCUGCACCGCACCAUGCUCCAGAGGGAGAACAAGAAGCUCGACAAGGCCCGCGGCGUCGUCGGCACCCCCAUCGGCGGCAAGUCGACGGGCGAGGGCGCACAGUACCCGUCCAUGGUCGUCGACGAGGACGACAUCCAGGGCCUCGCUGCCCAGCAGAAUAUCUCGCUCCAGCAGGCCAUGAUGGCCCGUGCCAACUUCAGGUACAUGCUCUGA